GGAGGCGGAGGGCAGCAGGGGGGAUGAACAUAAACACACACCUCUCCUGAUUCAGCGGAACAGAUUUAUUCAGCGCAGCGUCCUGCAGCCUGAUGCAGCGAGCCUGCUGCAGAACGCACCAGACAAUCCCCAAACCGAAGCUAUCAUCCCCGCAGUGAGAAUGCUUCUGACUACAUCCUCUGCAACCUGGGAGACACCAGAGGGGACGCAGACUGAAAGGAAACAGAGAGGAGAUGGGGAAACUACCAAGCUGCUGCUGCACUGAGGGCGGGUCCUCGGGAGAGCUGGGGGACAAAUAGAAGAACUGUCUGCAUCCACCUGUCUACCCUAGUAGUCCCCCAGCAGGGAAAUGUUCAUCAAAAUGGGAUAGAUGCAAAGAUCUGCACGUUGCCAUGGAUACGAGCACGCGUAAAUUUACAGUGCGGAGAUGGUUUUCAAUCUACUUGAAAAACAAGGCUGCACGGAACAAGAACAGUGCUGGGUUCUGUCAGCUGGAGGAUGACAGCGUCCUUAAAGAGAUCGACAUCAGCCAUCACGUCAAAGAGGGCUGUGAGAAAGCAGACCCCUCCCAGUUCCAACUACUGAAGGUGCUGGGACAAGGAUCCUAUGGAAAGGUGUUCCUGGUCAGGAAGAUCCGAGGUGUGGACAGAGGACAGCUCUAUGCCAUGAAGGUCCUAAAGAAGGCCACUCUCAAAGUUCGCGAUCGGGUGCGAUCAAAGAUGGAAAGAGACAUCCUCGCUGAAGUCAACCACCCUUUUAUAGUUAAACUGCACUACGCCUUCCAGACUGAAGGGAAACUCUAUCUGAUCUUGGACUUCCUGAGAGGAGGAGACCUUUUCACUCGUCUGUCAAAGGAGGUGAUGUUUACUGAAGAGGAUGUGAAGUUUUACCUUGCAGAGCUGGCUCUUGCCUUGGACCAUCUUCACAGUCUAGGGAUCAUCUACAGAGACCUUAAACCUGAAAAUAUUCUUCUAGAUGAAGAUGGACACAUAAAGAUUACCGACUUUGGACUGAGUAAAGAAGCCACUGAUCAUGACAAAAGAGCGUACUCCUUCUGUGGAACGAUUGAGUACAUGGCUCCUGAGGUUGUGAACAGGAGAGGACACACACAAAGUGCAGACUGGUGGUCCUUCGGGGUACUUAUGUUUGAAAUGUUGACGGGAUCUUUACCCUUUCAAGGAAAGGAUCGGAAGGAGACAAUGGCGCUUAUCCUGAAGGCAAAACUCGGGAUGCCACAGUUCCUCAGCCCAGAAGUUCAGAGUUUAUUAAGAGUGCUCUUCAAGAGGAAUCCCGUUAACCGUCUGGGUGCCGGUCCAGAUGGAAUUGAAGAAAUUAAAAGACAUCGCUUUUUUGCAUCAAUAGACUGGGAUAAGUUGUACAAGAAGGAGAUGAGACCGCCGUUCAAACCGACUGUCGGAAGACCCGAAGACACUUUCCACUUUGACCCUGAGUUCACUUCCAGAACACCAACAGAUUCCCCCGGCAUCCCCCCAAGUGCAAACACGCACCAGUUGUUUCGUGGUUUCAGCUUUGUGGCCACUAAUCAAACCAAUCAGGAGGCCAGCGUCGCCCCUGUAGCGCCUUCACAUCAGGAGGUGAACAUCAACCCCAUAGCACAGCACAUUCGUGGUGAUGUGGCCUUCAAAGACGUGUAUGAGCUGAAGGAAGAAGUUGAACGGACGGGAGCAUUCGUCCGUAGAAGAUGUCACCACAGAGUCACAGCCGUGGAGUAUUCAGUAAAGAUUAUUGACAGAACCAAGAAAGAUCCAUCAGAGGAGAUUGAGAUUUUGUUGAGAUAUGGACAGCAUGCAAAUAUAAUAACCCUGAGGGAUGUGUUUGACGAUGGCCAGUAUGUUUAUUUAGUCCUGGACGUCCUCAGAGGGAACGAGCUGCUGGACAGAGUUUUGACACUUCCAGAUUUCACAGAGAGAGAUGCAUCAGACAUCGUCUGCACGCUGACAAAAACUGUGGAAUAUUUACACUCUCAAGGGGUUGUGCAUCGAGACCUGAAGCCCAGCAACAUUUGCUACGCUGAUGACGGCGGACUCCCAGAAUCCAUCAGGAUUUGUGAUUUUGGUUUUGCUAAACAGCUCAGAGCUGAAAACGGUCUGCUGAUGACGCCAUGUUACACCGCCACAUUCAUGGCUCCCGAGGUUCUGAAAAAGCAGGGUUAUGAUGCAGCCUGUGACAUCUGGAGCUUGGGGAUCCUUCUCUACACCAUGAUAGCUGGCUUCAGCCCGUAUGCCAGCAGCCAUAAUGACACUGCUGAGGAGAUUCUGGCUCAGAUCGGGAGUGGGAAAGUCAUCAUCACAGGAGGGAACUGGGACUUGGUGUCAGAAGCUGCCAAGGACAUUGUGACAAAGAUGCUCCACGUGGACCCUCACCAGCGUCUUACUGCCCCACAGGUUCUUCGACACCCCUGGGUUGUAGAGAGAGAACAGCUUUCUGACAAGAGUCUCACCAGACAGGACGCCGUCAUCGUCAAGGGAGCAUUGUCUGCUACCUACGCUGCUCUGAAGCGCUGUGCUCCAGCUCCGGUCCUCGAACCCGUGCACUCCUCCAGCCUGGCUCAGCGGAGAGGCAUGAAAAAGCUGGAGAGUCAAAACAGCACCACCACCUCGGAGCCUGAAGAGAGUCAGUGAUGUGAGAGGGUCGCUGAAGUCCUCACUAAUGAGGAUGGACUUUUUAUUUUAUUUUGAAAAGCACAAACCAUGCCAAACUCAAGCUUCCUGCUCAUACUGGCUUCAAUUUAGGCUUUGGUUCACCCAGCUCAUGGUGUAAAUGUUUUUUUUUUUCAAAUGUAAACUAAUCUAACACUGUGAUAUAAAUCAUUUUGUGUGUUUUCAUAAAAAGAGAGGACUCUCAUCCAAGUGGCUUUAAUAGAGAAGGUCUCCUAUUUAAAAGCAGAUGCCUUGAUAAGUCCUGCAGAAGUUUCAGGCUGUAUUUAAAGUGUCCUGAAAUUUCACUUUGGCUCCCCUAUAACAGGUAUUCGUUUUAAUAAAUUGUAUAUUUUAUUCAUACAUGUAGGGAAACCUUUGUGCAAUAAACACAGUGCAAUAUAUUCUGACAAGCCUUGAUUUUUAUAGGAACACCAUUUAUUUGGAUCAAAUAAGGUUGAAAACAUAAAAGUACAUAAAGGGAAAGUAGUAAAGUAGCUGGAUUAUUUAGACAUCAGCUAAAGUUAAUAAGCAGCCACCUACACAGUAAUAAUUCUUUAAUAAUGACUCAAUAUUCUUUUCAGUAAACGUUGAUUCAGUCAAAGAUGUAAAUAUAUUGUAAAUAUUCCUCAACAGGGAUUUAUUCCUAAUCCUAAUAUGACACCAGCUCUUUUUUUUUCUUAAUUCUAGUGUUAGGUAAUUUUAGUCUUCCUCACUUUUUAAAAAGAUUUAAAGUUGCUACCGUUGCAGAUAAGAGGAAUCAGUUAACCAAAGCAGGAAAGUAUGAGAAAUACUUCAUCAUGACACAUUUAAAGCAUCAUUUGAGUAGCAACGAGUAGUUUCUUUAUGUUGUAUAUGUCUGCAUUCUGCACAUUGUAUUAUUAUUUAUUUAUUUAUUUAUUAUUUCCUUCUUAAUGGGGUCCUGUAGUUCUGUUAUUAAGUAUCUGGGAGCCUGAAUGUUUCUACCCACUGUGUUACUGUCUAUUCCUGAUCCCCGGUUUUAUUCUACUGAGUUUCAAUCAGACAGUGGACGGCUGAGAUGCAGUAGCAAUAAUGUUGUGUUGGACCUUUCCAGUGUUUUAGCAUUUAUCAUUAAAAUAAAUCCCACUCUUACUUUUUCAGUCACCAUAAGCAGAUCAAACUAAGUACAGUUACAUGAGUAGCAGCCCUUGUGUACACACACUUACUGAUGCAUAGAUUCUGUGUCAUGUAGCCUGGACAGACGCCAUUUUUACAUUUACUUUGUUGCAGGAGGAAAUGUUGUACAUACGGUUUGCUAAUUUAGGAUGUACACACUGAUGCUUAAAACCCAAACUGCACAUGCCUAGAGUUGGUGUGUGAAGAACUGCACAGCUGCAGGUGAACACACACCGAGACUGUCAGUGCGGGUUUGUGCUGUGCUUCCAUUUGCUUAGAGUUGCACAUCAUGUCAACACCUGGCUAAAGUUUUACAAAUAAAAUAAACAAACUUUUACAACUGA
This is a messenger RNA of Nothobranchius furzeri (turquoise killifish), 4138 nucleotides long. RefSeq names its product ribosomal protein S6 kinase alpha-2. The record is from RefSeq and is a predicted model, not a curated record. NCBI's taxonomy places the organism in Eukaryota, Metazoa, Chordata, Actinopteri, Cyprinodontiformes, Nothobranchiidae. Gene Ontology annotation, biological process: peptidyl-serine phosphorylation; intracellular signal transduction. Gene Ontology annotation, molecular function: protein serine/threonine kinase activity; ATP binding; magnesium ion binding.